UCCAUUUUUAGCUGUCAAUCAAAUACGCCAUAUUAAGCGGUGUCCCAAUAAUAGGGUUAGGGUUUGGUCAGCCCCUGAGGAAAGUCUGUUUCCUCUGUGACUGGGACCUUACCCAUUUUCUACAGAAUUGAGGAGAGGAAUCAACGAGAAGGAAGCGAGGAACGAAAAAUGAGAUUCAUCCUAUGAUGUGUAUGUGCUUCGUGUGUAGUUUUCACGUGACUGAUUUCCUGCUGCCUUGCAUCAGCUCCACAGAGUAAAAACGGGAGUGACAGUGCUUGGAGGAGAUGAGUGAUCAGGAUGACCAUGUCAAAAGUUGGGUGGAAAGUCGCGGAAAGAUCACGGGCACUAACUCCCACUUGAACAAUGAAAGCAGCUCCAUUUUGGGAGAACACAACCAUCAGCUGCCCUCAGGACAGGACAGUGUCAGCCUGGAGUCUGAGGACCUCUUUCCACUUUUGGAGACUAAGUUGUACAAGCGGCGCUGGCUCAUGCUCCUGGUCUUCUCUUUGUACUCCAUGAGUAACGCCUUCAUGUGGCUGCAGUACAGCAUUAUCAGUGACAUCUUCAUGAACUUCUACAGCAUCAACUCUCUGGCAAUAGACUGGCUGUCCAUGAUCUACCUCCUUACAUACAUUCCCUUCAUCCUGCCUGUAACAUGGAUGCUGGACAAGCGUGGCCUGAGGGACAUUGUGUUAGUGGGCUCAGCCUUCAACUGCAUUGGAGCUUGGAUCAAAACCAGCACAGCUGACCCACACAUGUUUCCCUUGACCUUCUUUGGUCAGUUUGUAUGUUCAGUGGCCACAGUUUACCUUCUUGGCAUACCAUCAAGGCUGGCAUCUUUGUGGUUUGGGCAAAAAGAGGUGUCCACUGCCUGUUCCAUUGGGGUUCUGGGAAACCAGCUGGGCGUUGCCAUUGGCUUCUUGGUCCCCCCAGUGCUUGUCCCCAAUGUGGAAGACAAAGACGAGCUAGCACAUCACAUCCAGGUCAUGUUCUACAUCAGUGCAGGGAUAGCCACCAUCCUCUUUGUCCUCAUUGUCCUUGUCUUCCAGGAAAAGCCUGAACUACCACCAAGCCAGGCCCAAGCUCAGGCCAGAAACUUCCGUCAUGAUGAGUAUUCUUACUCUGCUUCAAUUUUAAGACUACUGAAAAACAAGGCCUUUAUGCUUCUGGUGGUCAGCUAUGGAGUCAAUGUUGGUUGUUUUUACUCUGUGUCCACACUGCUGAACCGGAUAAUUCUUGAAAAGUAUCCUGGUGAAGAGGUGAAUGCUGGGAGAAUUGGUCUGACUAUUGUCAUUACUGGAAUGGUUGGGUCCCUCAUAUGUGGCAUCUGGCUCGAUAAGACCAAGACUUACAAACAGACCUCCUUGGCCGUGUACAUCCUCUCUCUCUCUGGGAUGCUGGUGUUUACCUUCACGUUACAUUUAGGUCAUCUUUGGUUGGUGUUUGUGACAGCUGGUGUUUUAGGUUUUUUUAUGACUUGCUUCCUACCUCUGGGGUAUGAGUUUGCUGUGGAGCUAACAUUUCCAGAGUCUGAGGGAACGUCUUCUGGUUUGCUUAACUGUUCAGCUCAGAUCUUUGGCAUUAUUUUCAUCAUAUCACAAGGAAAGAUUAUUGAUAUAUGGGGCACUUUUGCUGGUAACAUGUUCUUGAUUAUCUUCUUACUCGUUGGAACAGCAGUAACAGCAUUUAUCAAAGCAGAUCUGCGAAGACUAAAAGCCAAUACCCAGAAUCUGGUGCAGGCAGUGAGUUCUGCAGGCCCUGUGUUUUCUUCACUACAGCAUUAUGGUGGUACUUCCCGCAGCGGCCCCUGGCGGCCCUAAAAAAAAACAUUUACCUUACAAGGUAUGGGCCACUCUACAGAGGUGAUUUGUCUAGUUUUUGUACACACUGGGUAAUUUGUGUGAUGCUAUUUAGCAUUUAUAUCAGAUUAUUUUGCAGAGGAACAGAUUAAGGUAAACUGCUUUAAGAUGUUAAGACAUAGUUGGAUAUUGGUAACACUUAAAGUUUAGGUUUUAUAAAUUAUACUUUCCUUACUGUGAUAGGGUCCAGUCACCCAUAACCUUCUUCAGGAUAAAGUGGGAGAAGAUGAAUGAAUCUUUUUUUUUAAUUGCUUCACAAACUAAUUGAAAUAUUUUUCUUGCCUCUGACUAGACUCUGAACACUGAAGGAGCUACGGUUGAAGAGUUCUUGUCACCAGAAACCUUAAGUUCUGGUGAAGAUAAGACCUCACAAAUGCACAAAUAAAAUGUAUAAGUUACUGAACGCAACAUCAGAAAAAAGCUACACAACUUUAAAUUAAGCUCAGUGGCACACUGUAGCACACUGUAAUUCAAUCUGCAAACUGCACUUUGACCUCAUCAUUACCUACACUCUGAGCCAGAGUACAACUUUGUCUGUGUUCUUCUGGCUCUUUUUGUCUGUGAAAAUAUAUAUAUAUUAUUGACUAUUAUAGCCUUUGUAAUGUUAGUACAGAGGGUUUACUUUUAUUCACAUAGUUUACUUACCAUGCAGGUAUGUUUAAAUUUAGGGGUUCUCUGACAGUUGUAUCCACUCAGGAUCAUUAUACACUGUACUAGUGAUGAUGCUAUGCAUCGAUUUAUACAAUUGAUGCCAUAAUACACUCUUAAGUGACCUUCUUUAUCUAUGUGUAAUAUUGGGGUAUAUUUGUAUUGCUCACCUACAGCAAUAAGUUAACUUACUUUGUUCUUGUCAGUGUGUUGUGUGUUACUGACAAAUAUAGGGCUUUGGAUGGUAGAUUUGUGUCUGUAUCCAUGUACUGAACAACUUUGCAACAAUAUUUUCUGUGCCUAACAUUGAAAUGAGCAUUGUAAAGUAUAAACAUUAAUGUGAUUUGGUAACAA
Messenger RNA from Boleophthalmus pectinirostris (great blue-spotted mudskipper), 2861 nucleotides. RefSeq names its product FLVCR heme transporter 2a (gene flvcr2a). The transcript has 11 exons. Gene Ontology annotation, molecular function: heme transmembrane transporter activity; heme binding. NCBI's taxonomy places the organism in Eukaryota, Metazoa, Chordata, Actinopteri, Gobiiformes, Gobiidae. Bases 285 to 1820 code for a protein of 511 amino acids. The record is from RefSeq and is a predicted model, not a curated record. Gene Ontology annotation, biological process: heme export; transmembrane transport. Gene Ontology annotation, cellular component: membrane.